This is a messenger RNA of Cylicostephanus goldi, 857 nucleotides long. Lineage: Eukaryota; Metazoa; Nematoda; Chromadorea; Rhabditida; Strongylidae. The record is from the annotation of a GenBank genome assembly.
AUGUUAUCUACUUACCAGGAGCUGUUCAAUCCUCCUUUUCAUUAUGAACAGCAGCGCACAGCCAGCUUACAAACUUCGCUGGAUCGCCUUCAGGAUAAUUUCAGUGUCUUGGCAGCUGCUAGAAAUGAUGAGCGAUUAGCGUUUGAGGAGAAAAUUGGGCAGAAUGAAGUGCUUGUGGAAAUGCUGCGAAAAAAUCACGAACAAAAACAGAAUGAACUGCGAAUUGCCAUCAACGAAAGGGAUUUACUAAAAGCUCGACUCGAAGAGUUGGGGAAUGAUUAUGAGUCGUACAAGUCUCGUGCUCGUUAUGUCUUAGAGCAGAGAGCGCAGAGCUCGAACGAACAGGUAAAUCAAAGUAUAGAUUUCAAUGCUGCAAACGAUGCCAUAUCCGAUCUGAAACGAACACUACAGCUUUUGCGAUUCGCUCAUGAUGAAGCUCUGAAACUUGCACGCAAAGAUCGUGUACUGCGAGAAAAAGCUGAAUCAAGCGCUCGUUCGGCCAAAGCUGAAAUAGUAGAGAUCUACGAUCAUAUGGCGAUUGUACGCGAAGAGUUGUUCAACAGCAGAACGGAACUGAAAGAUCGUAAUGAAGAAUGCGCGCACUACCAGAAACAAAUUUCUGAUUUGGAAAAAAGAGUGCAAGAUGAGAAUAGAGAGAAUCUGCAGGUUAUAAAAAUGCUGAAAGAAGAUAUAGCCAAGCGAGAAAAGGUUGAAAACACUUUGACUGAUGAAGUGCAGAAUGCCAAGAAGCGCUAUCAGAAGGCCAUGAACUUGCUCGAAGAAUGGAAAAAUCUAAGUUCACGUCCUGCUUCCACUGACAUUCCCCAGGCAAGGUUCGAUUCAGUUGAGAAUUAGUA